CUGUAAUAUAUAAAUGUGUCAUUUGAACAGAGAAAACUUCAUCAGACAUCAUAUAUUUAUUCAACCGAUCACAACGAGAUCUAACAUUCAAGCAAUUAUCAAGUGAGCUAUUACCAAAAAGAAUAAUUUUUCAAUAUGGGUGACUUUGUGAAAGGCAAUAUUUUAAAGAGAAAGGAGAAGCCAUUCUCCUUUACGGACUCUCACAUUCCACUGUUGGGUGAGAGCUCGACCAAAAUAGAAUAUCUUGAAGACGGUUCUGAGCUGAAAUAUGAUGCGGUCAGCGCGGAGCAACUCUUCCAGGUCUUGGAAAUGCAGAGUGGAAGCUCCACAGCCGUCAACGUAAUGGAAAAACUUUUGCCGAAACAAAAUCCAAAAUCAGGAAGGCCCGAGAUCAUAAAUAGUUUACUUUUACGUCCCGACAGCAUUAAGAAAAUCUCCAAGACCGAGUUGGUUGAGCAAAUAAACAGCUCUAAUCGAAGACCCAAAAUAGUUCCAUACAAAAUAGUGAAAAACAAGGAUUCUUUUGGAAAGCACAGGUCGCCAAGUCGUCAGUCAACGACGAGAAAGCAGAAAAAACAACAAUGCGAAGACGAUUUCGAUGAAAUCCCGGAUCCUGGGCAACUUUCCUAUAAGAGUGGUGAGCUAACUUCAAUGAUAGCCCAGAAAAAUCAUAUGGAGGAAGCGAUUCAAAGUGAGAGAGACCCUGAAGGCGGAAGAAAAAAAUGUGAACGUGAUUCAAUUGAAAAUAACCCUCCUCAAAAGCCAAAUGCAGCUACAUGCAGAGCACAAGGAAGUCGUCGAACUCUCAAAAAGCCAAGAAAAUAUCUAAGGUCUAAGGAAUAUUUGAAUGAAAACACAGAUCCCGGUCAGCUUCCUGAUAAGGUUAGCGAAUCAACUUUAAGGAUGAAAGACGAUUCCAAGAAGGAAGUAAAUCAUAAAUAUGAGUUUUUCGAAAUAAAAGUGUCUCCUCGAAGGCCAUUAAAUGUAACAUACAACGUUGCCAGAAGUCGUGAUAUCUUUGGCAAGUCCAAGUCACCAAAUCGUCAGAUUCCCAGAAAGCAAAAAAAAACUCUGAGAGUAGACUAUUUGAAUGACAUUCCAGAUGCUGGAAAGCUUCCAUAUAAGACUGGUAAGCCCACUUCAAGAAUAACCCCUAAUAAUUACAUGGAAGGAUCGAGGGACUUGGACGGUGAUAGUACAAAAUUGGAAUAUUACGAUUGUAUUGAAAUCAGAGACUCUCCCUUAACGCCUAACGGAGCUAAGAACAUAGUACCGGAUUGUAAGGAUUUGGUUGUCAAGACAGAAUCUGAUGAUUCGAUCGAACUGAACAGAUAUAUAAGUGUGGAAAGAGUCGAAAAACAUCAGGAUGACCCAAAUAGAACUCGAACUUUGUACAGAUGGCCAGCAAACAUGAGGGCACCUGUCUCAACUGACAAGUUGAGCCAGCAGGUCUAUGCCUUUGUGCGCCACGCAAUGCAAGAAAUCGCUGACAAUUCCAAUCCCAUAAAUGCUCCGAGAGUUGCGCCCGUGCUGCCAAAUAUUGCCAAGUGUUUGAAGAAGCCCAUCGAUAAAUUUCCCAUAACCAUAAGCGAUGAAAGGAUUGCGGCCGCCCCCAAAAUGGCUGAAAUUAUUCCGGCUCCCCCAAAAGGACGAAGUAUUAUUUUCGAUUUGGACGAAUACGUUUUCCCCAGACAGGAGGACUUGAACAGGAUGAACCUCCAUCAUUUUGGCCGUCCAUCCGGGGAUGAGAACUUGAGUGAGGAGCUGAGGAAGCGUACUCUAUUGUUGAUUAAUUAUGCCCAGGAGUUGCUCAACGAGUUUGAUCGGAGGCAAGUGGAAAAUGAGAAAUACUGGGCACAGCGAUCCAAUGAAGAAUCCAAUCUGGUCAGCUAUUUGGAUCCGGCCCCCUCCCUGAAGUGGUACACACUCAUUUUACGCGGAGCAUUCUGUUUAGUGUUUGGAUUUGCCGCAGCUCUUGCAUAUUAUGUGCUUUCUACCUACUAUAGUCCCAAGCCUCCUCCGACCUUUUGGGAGCGCAUUCUGAUGAUUUUCAGAAAUAUCUAUAACGAAUUAUUAUUUCGUUGAUUAAUAGUUUCCAAAUUUAAUACAAAAAUUAAAAGUUAUUGCUUGCUGUUGAAUAAAUUGUUGAAAUAAA
Drosophila ananassae is the source of this 2155-nucleotide messenger RNA. RefSeq lists its product as uncharacterized. The record is from RefSeq and is a predicted model, not a curated record. The transcript is spliced from 2 exons. NCBI's taxonomy places the organism in Eukaryota, Metazoa, Arthropoda, Insecta, Diptera, Drosophilidae. Bases 136 to 2085 code for a protein of 649 amino acids.